Messenger RNA from Closterium sp. Yama58-4, 558 nucleotides. Lineage: Eukaryota; Viridiplantae; Streptophyta; Zygnematophyceae; Desmidiales; Closteriaceae. The record is from the annotation of a GenBank genome assembly.
AUGGCCAGCCCUGCCCACCACCCCACACCACCUCAUGCUGCCGAACCAAGUGAUGCGGCCAAGGCUGCGGCGGAGGCCCGGAAGGAGUGCAGCAUGGCGGAGGUGGCAGCGAUGAGGCCGUCGGAGGUGGGCGUGGUGGUGGUGGACCAUGGGUCCCGGCGGGACGAGUCCAACCGGCAGCUCGACGUAUUCGUGGGGGUGUUUCAGCAGGAGACGGGCUACUCCAUCGUGGAGCCGGCGCACAUGGAGAUAGCGGAGCCAUCCAUAGCAGCGGCGUUCACGCGGUGUGUGCAGCGGGGCGCCAGGGGCGUCAUCGUGUGCCCCUACUUCCUCUCGCCCGGCCGCCACUGGCAACGGGACAUCCCAGCGCUGGCAGCAGAGGCAGCAUCACAGCACGGCAACAAAGUGCCCUUUAUAGUCACCGCACCCAUUGGAGUGCAUGCACUCGUUGCUCGUGUGUUGGGGCAGCGCAUCACCCACUGCCUGCAGCGAGUGGCCAGUGGGGAUGCCAGGAGUGCAUGUGAUGCAUGCAGGGAUGGGGGGGGUUGCAUGGAGUAG